AUGCUUUUGGUGCUGUCACCUCCCGACCCUCUUGGGCGCCGCCGAUCCCUCGGAGAUGGACGGGAGUCGAUCAUCUACAGCGCUGGGAUCAGCGCGUGCGGGAAGGGCAAGCAGUGGCAGCGGGCAUUGGCGCUACUCAGCGAGAUGUGGGAGACGCAGGUGAAGCCCAACGUCUUCAGCUACAGCGCUGGGAUCAGCGCGUGCGAGAAAGGCGAGCAGUGGCAGCGGGCGCUUGCGCUACUCAGCGAGAUGUGGGAGGCGAAGCUCGAACCCGACGUCAUUACCUACAGCGCUGGAAUCAGCGCGUGCGAGAAGGGCGAGCAGUGGCAGCAGGCGCUGGUGCUGAUGAGCGAGAUGAGGACGGCAAAGGUGAGGCCCAACGUCUUCAGCUACAGCGCCGGGAUCAGCGCGUGCGAGAAGGGCAAACAGUGGCAGUGGGCGCUGGCACUGCUGCGCGAGACGCGAGAGGCGAAUGUGGAUCCUGACGUCUUCUUCAUCUGCAGCGCUGGGAUCAGCGCGUGCGGGACGGUCGAGCAGUGGCAGCGGGCGCUGGCAUUGCUCAGCGAGAUGUGGGAAGCAAAGGUGAAGCCCAACGUCAUCAGCUACAGCGCUGGGAUCAGCGCCUGCGAGAAGGGUGAUCAGUGGCAGCAAUCUCUGGCGCUGCUCAGCGAGAUGUGGGAGGCGACGGUGAAGCCCCACGUGCUCUCUACAGCGCUGGGAUCAGCGCGUGCGAGAAAGGCUUGCAGUGGCAGCGGGCUCUGGUGCUGCUCAGCCAGAUGCGGGAUGCGAAGCUUGAGCCCGACACCACCAGCUGUAACGCUGGCAUCAGUGCGUGCGCGAGGGGCGGGCAGUGGCAGCAGACCCUGCGGUUGCUCAACGAGUCUUCGGAAAUAUCGUUGGAUCUGGAUGUGCUUAUUUACAGUGAUCCCGUGUGCUUGUGUGAGCAAAACGGAGAAUGGCAACAGGCGCUGUCGUUGUUUAACGAGCUUUGGAGGUUUGAGCUGA
Messenger RNA from Prorocentrum cordatum, 1005 nucleotides. NCBI's taxonomy places the organism in Eukaryota, Dinophyceae, Prorocentrales, Prorocentraceae. The record is from the annotation of a GenBank genome assembly.